AUGGGGGAUGCUGGGGGAAUCACCCGUCGUGCAGAGGCGGCUCUCCUGGCCCGAAUCUCGUCGGAGUACUCUUUCCCGCGGGUUCUAAACUCGGCCACUGCCGGCACCCCCGGUGCCGCUGACGCUGCAGCUGACGCUGCCAGCAGCGCGAUUUUGCCCCUCCUGGCGGAGCACCUGGAGCUGGAUCUCGCCAAGAAGGACCCGGAAGCUUGGAAGGCGGUGCGGGCGGCCUUCGAGCGGGCGCACCCGUGGGCGGUCCGGACGGAAUGUCUCUUGGUGGAAGGGUGCGACGACCGCAUCACCGUGCCCUACGAGGCCGGCAGGGUCACCAACAAGUACCACUGCUCGCCGGUGCCUACUCCGGAGGUGGUCAGUCGCUCCUCCUGCACGAGUAGCUCGUCCAGCCGGAGAGCAUUCGGCAGCGCCGACGACGCGCGGCACGAUCUACUCUUGACGUGGGCGCUCAAGAAAGGGGUCGGGCGGGACCAGACACGAGACGACUCCACGCACGAGCUCUACGAUGACGGGGGUUUCACGAACCGAAUGAGCGACGUCCGGAGGCGCUUGCUAGACGUGCUGGGCAUGGACCGAAACACGGUAGAGUCGGCCGACGGGCCGGCGGUGACGUCGAUCGUUGUGGCCGCCGGUGAGGUGGGGAGUGGAACAGCCGGGGCGGCCGGCGGCCAACACUUCAGCAAGCUCACUCCCAGGGGUACUCCCGGCCGUCCCGAGAACCACGUGGAGGGCAUGCCAGCGGGCGACGUAGUCGUGGUCCAGAUCAAGACCCGCUCCAAGAGCGGCGCCUUCCUUCCCUGCGAAGACAUUGUGCGCAGCGCCGUGCACAAGGCCUUGUCGUCUUGCCCGACGAGCGUCGUGGUGGUGCACUUCGUGGCCGGGUCGAAGACCGGCAUCUGCUCCCCCUCCGAGAACGUGCUGGCUGAGAUGCGACAGCGGUACGGGGAGCACCUGCUGGUUGUGGUGGACGCUUGCCAGCUAAGGUUGGAGGACCAGAACGUCCGCAAGUACGUGUCCCUCGGAUUCCUCACGCUGAUCACGGGCUCCAAGUUCUACUGCGGACCCCCGUUCUGCGGCGCGGUGCUGUUCCCCACCGAGGCCCUCGCCGAGCUCCAGGGCGGGCACGAGCACCUCCCCGCCGGGUUCGACGACUACUUCACGCGGCACGAGGUGGACUCCCGGUACUCGACUCUGUGCUCGCGCCUCCCGAGCUGGGAGAACCGAGGGCUUUUUCUGCGAUGGGCUAGCGCCCUGACCAACAUGGAGGCCGUGAAGAGCAUCCCCAAGACGCGCCUGAACGCGUUCGUCAGCAGCGUCCGACGCAACCCCCGGCCGUCGACCGAGCCCCCCCCCGUCCCCCCUUGGUGCCUCGCUCCGCUGCCUCCCAGCUGGGUGCAGGAGGUACGCGACAACGUGCAGGACAAGUGGCCCUACCUCAGCCUGCUGCCGGAGCAGCGGACCGGCGAGCCGAGCAUCGCCGUGGGCGGGGUGAACACGGUGGUGCCUAUAGUGGUACGGGUCCCGCGGACGUCGUCCGAAGGGCCCGACGGGAACCCCGAGGUGGCCCUCGGGUACGAGGACCUCCGACUCUUCCACCGGCUGCUCUCCGAAGACAUAGGCCGGUAUCUGCCUCAAGACUUGGCCAUGGGCGACCGUGCCGCGGCGCACCUUCGUGUGCUGUUUGGCCAACCGGUCAAGCUGGGCGGGGCGAGCUUCGGCGUGAUCCGCAUCGCCCUCGGCGCCGAUAUGCUGAUGGACGCCUUCUGCCGCGGAGACCCCCCGCUCUCGGAAGAGAACGUCCCCGCAGCUGGAGAGGGCGGAGGCGUAGCGCGCCUUCUCACCCAGGACCGGCUGGCUGUAGACAAGUGCGCCCUCAUGGCUCGUCAUUGGCACCUUUUGAAGGAGGGCGCCACUGGAGUUCCAGCUUCAGAACCUCGGCCCAAGAACAAGCUUUGCCUGGAAACGUUGGCCAUGACGGUAAAGGACAUGAGCAAGGAGGAACUCCGCCUGCUGGAGGGUCUCGUCGCCGCACGACAGCGAGAGCUGCUGGUUUAGUCUAAAGGGGAGAGCUUGAGUGCUACAUGCUACAAGGCCCAGAUCUGUGUCCUUGAUGUUGAAGUGUUUUGCGUACUCGUGGCGCACGUACGUGAAGACACGCUUCGAUCCAUGUUCAGAAAAUGCCGCAAUACAUACACGCAACCGAGUUGUUACGGGUGCCAUUCAAGCCCGAAGAUAGUGGGGAAACGCUCCGUGUCUUGCUUGUCUGUCGUGGGUGACCGGCCGUGCCUGAUCGUUAGGAGCACCCACCGGCUGUGGAAGUUAUGUAUGUUCGUGAGGACCUCUUUGCGCAUGCUUGUCUUUUGUGUUUCUUUGACGUGGGUGGGGUAAGUUAGCAUGGCAAAUAGUUUAAUGUCUUCUCGUGGCACGAAAAAACAGCCAAAAAAACGAAGUUACGGAUAGUGUCCCACACGCACGUCGUAAUGGUUACAAUGCAGCCCUGUCAACGAAUAGCUGCAUCCAUGCAUGUGAUGUCUAGCGUCGACUAGACGCACUACAUACCAGGACCCGAUAAAGGUACCUCGGCGUGAUAGUGCGAUAAAUCAUACUCCGGAGUACAAAGAAGGAAGAGCGGGGUAGUAUGGCUGCGAGCUGCUUGUUGUGGCCUCAAGUCGUUAUUGAGGUUGUAUGCGUAAUUGUGUUGGCAGGGGAAUGGGUGCAGCUGGUAGAUAGUAUUUGUUGGUGUUGUUGAAGGCGGUCUACCAACGUGUUGCGGGUGUGUUCGUAAGGUGGUGUGGUGCUACUCCUUCGGGGGCUUCGCAGAUAUAGAGAGGCGGCCGUA
Molecule: messenger RNA, 2854 nt
Organism: Ectocarpus sp. CCAP 1310/34
Lineage: Eukaryota; Phaeophyceae; Ectocarpales; Ectocarpaceae
Source: the annotation of a GenBank genome assembly